Chiloscyllium plagiosum (whitespotted bambooshark) is the source of this 1592-nucleotide messenger RNA. The record is from RefSeq and is a predicted model, not a curated record. Lineage: Eukaryota; Metazoa; Chordata; Chondrichthyes; Orectolobiformes; Hemiscylliidae.
AUCCUGGUGGGAGCGGUAGCUGCUGAGAGAGAGAAAAGAUAUUUUAAUCGACAGUAUCUUCCAGUUGUGGCCUGCUGAGUAUUUUCUUUUCUCCCUGGCCUCAUUCCAGAUUUCCAGCGGGGAUCUUGGUUGGAGAACUCUCCUCAGCUCACUGGCGGAAAUGUAUUUGGAGGAGUGGCUUGAUUCAUUCAUUUAAUAUGAAGAGCAAUUUGGACUUCUAGCCGAUGGUGCUUGCCUUGCUGCGGGCUUUCUGUCGCCGGAGAACUGUAAUCCGGUCCCAGUUCUAACUCUCUUCACUCGCGGGAGAGACCAGUCCCAGCAGAUGAUUCCCUAUUGGCUCAACUUGGGAGUAUUGUGUGAGGGAAGACCACCUGUGCAUCAUCUCCCAUAGUAUAGAAUAAACUUACUUUUCCAGUAAGUGGACUAUUGACUAAGAAUCUAAGUUGAAAAUUUGAAUAUCGCUUCGCAAUGGUUAGAAAAAUGAGCCAUUUUCAUUCAAAGUUGUCUGAUGAAGAACAGCAGCAGCAGCAAAAUUUCAUUAAGAGGUAUUUAGUACUGAAGAAUAAAGCAAAGAAUAAUUUCUGGUGUAAAUUAUGGAUAUGUAGUUUGAUAUUACUAAAGUUGAUAUCAUUGACAUUAAUGCUGUACUACAGAGGUGGUGCUCAAAGUCUAAUUGUGAAAUACAGGUUAUCCAAUAACAUCAAAUGUCCAUCCAUUGACUUCAAUUAUGAUAGCGAUGGUGACUCCCAAACUCAUAAUAAUACAACUAUUUUCUUUGUGGAGGUCUCUGACCGAACUAACCCCACAUUUUUGUCCUUGUGUUCCGUGGAAUCUGCAGCAAGAUCUCAUCCCCGGGCCAAGAUUGUCUUUUACAUGAAAGGUCUUUCAGCUACAAAAGUUAAAACCUUUGGGAUUUCCUUGUUGAACUGUUUUCCUAAUGUUGAGAUCAGGCCAUUAGAUCUGAAAAAUCUUUUUGUGGACACUCCAUUGUCUUCAUGGUAUUCCAGCCUGCAUCAAUGGUGGCAACCUUAUCUAAUACCAACUAUUGCCGAUGCCUGCAGACUUGUCCUUCUGUGGAAAUACGGUGGGAUUUACUUAGACACUGACAUUAUUGUUCUCAAAAAUCUGCUCAAUCUCACUAACAGCCUUGGCAGAGAAGAACAGUAUUUACUGAAUACAGCCUUUUUGUCCUUUGAUCGGGGCCAUGAUUUCAUUGGAAACUGCUUAAAGGAUUUUGUUGAACACUUCAAUGGAUGGAUCUGGGGCCACCAAGGACCCCAGUUAGUAACCCGUGUUCUUAAAAAGUGGUGUCAAAAGAAGAGCAUAGCCAAGAUUCAACAGUGCAAAGGUGUGAGGAUGUUACCUCCUGAAGCAUUCUAUCCAGUUCGUUGGCAAGACUGGAAAAAAUACUUUGAGGUAAUGAGCAAGUCUGAAGCUCAGAAGUUACUGAAGAAUUCUUACGCCGUACACAUAUGGAAUAAAAUGAGUCAUGGAACCUCAUUUCCGAUGGGGUCGAAAGUGAUGAUUGACCAACUGAGCUCAGUUUACUGUCCUAUCUCGUAUAAAAUAAUGAGCUGGCAGGAAACAUAGAC